Messenger RNA from Pieris napi, 4793 nucleotides. RefSeq names its product probable G-protein coupled receptor CG31760. Gene Ontology annotation, cellular component: membrane. Gene Ontology annotation, molecular function: G protein-coupled receptor activity. Gene Ontology annotation, biological process: G protein-coupled receptor signaling pathway. The transcript is spliced from 17 exons. Bases 216 to 2300 code for a protein of 694 amino acids. The record is from RefSeq and is a predicted model, not a curated record. Lineage: Eukaryota; Metazoa; Arthropoda; Insecta; Lepidoptera; Pieridae.
UGUAGCCUGAAUGAUCGAAGGUGGAACGCAUUUGUCGCUAUGUUAAAAACCGGUUUUAUUUGAUACUUAAUUACUUGACACCGCACUAAUUAUGACAGAGUGAACAUGUGUAGUGAUAAUUUUUGUUUUAAAAUAGUGAUUUGUUAAUCUGGAUUUUUUACAAACGCAAACACGAAAGUGGUAAUUUGUUGGAGCGUUUCGAAUGUUACGGGGAGAUGAGAGGGCCAGGGCGCGUGAGCAGUGCCCUUCUGCUGCCCAUCGCUCUAUUGUCGCUGCCAGCGAACGCGUACAACGCCACAGCAUACAAGGAGGAAUUAGAAUCAUCGCUACGCCUCGUCCACGCUGUAGCGACGGGUGCUACGGGCGCUCUAUGUGUGACACACCACUACGGACGGUUACGAGCGCCGUUACACGCUACGAGGUGGGACGCUACGAGAGCCCGGGCCGAUCUCGCUGCGAAUAUCUUACAACAACUUGGCAUGGAAACCGCUGAUGUUCUUAUAGCGGUCUCAAGAGGGCUUGUGGUUGGUUCAAGUGCAUCAGAGAGAGUGGUUGGUGCACGGGCGAUAGCAUUACGACCUGAUGGUGUGGUUAACAAUUCCAUCGCCUGGGAAAAAUAUGGAGCUGAACCUGUCGCUGGUGUAACACCAUCACUGGAGAAGCCACCUGAUUCAGAAUUUCCUUGGUAUGUGUCAGCUCAUGAAAGUGACUCUCUUCGAUCACCGAAGUUCAUGCCGUCACUCCCUGGAGCUACGAUGGAGGGGUGGUGGACCUACCCAUACUACAGCUGUUCUGCGAAACGUUGGCUGCUGUCAUAUACAGUGCCCGUUUCUACAGUACGUGGACUCAAAGGGGUAGUGUCGUUAGACAUAGACAUCUCCAGUUUGGAAGUGAAUCAGUGCGAGGCGUACGAUUAUGACGACAACCAAAUAUAUUCAUUCCACGGAACGCAUAAGUGCCCUAAUGAAACUACUUAUUGUGAAUAUAAACCGAACCGCGAAAUGACCGCUCGUUAUUCGGGAUGGGCGCGUGGCUCAUACAUCUGUAAGUGCAGACCCGGAUAUUACUCAAUUCACCAUCCGGAAGGCUUCAACGGGUCACUCGUUGAAGUUGCAUAUCAAGAAUUUGAAGAGAACGGCGUAGAUAUUUGGAAUGAGCCGUACGAAUGUUUGAAAUGUCAACCCGGAUGUGACUCUUGUCGGGGACCGGAGCCAUGUCUCGCGACAUAUAAUUGGCCGUUUCGGAUAUCUCUCCUAGUGAUAUCAGUGAGUUGUGCGGUAAUGACGGUAGUACUAACCAUCUACACGCGCCAUCAUAGACGAGUCAAAGUGUUUCGCGUCGCCAGCCCCGUCUUCCUCUCUAUCACUCUUCUUGGAUGCGCUAUGAUGUAUAUGGAGAUGGCCGCAAUUUUUCCAGUUCUUGAUAUGUAUUCGUGUAUAGCGACGAAGUGGACACGCCAUAUGGGAUUUUGUAUCACAUACACCGCGCUACUAAUGAAAACUUGGAGGGUCUCUCUAACGUAUCGCGUAAAGUCAGCGCAUAAGCUAAAAUUAACAGACAAGCAGCUUCUCCAAUGGAUGGCUCCAAUACUCCUGAUCAUGCUGGUCUACCUCGGCACAUGGACUCUGUCUGCGCCGCCCGAUGCCGAAGUGAUAACUGACAACCGAGGACUUAAAUUCAAACAAUGUACAUAUAACUGGUGGGAUCACAGUUUAGCAAUUGGUGAGAUUCUGUUCUUGUUAUGGGGUGUACGUGUGUGCUAUCGUGUACGUCACGCUGAAAGUCUAUACAACGAGGCUAGAUUAAUCUCUAUAGCCAUUUACAAUAUCUUCACAGUCAAUUCUUUAAUGAUUGCUUUUCACCUGUUAAUUUUACCCCGAGCCGGUCCAGACAUAAAGUACUUACUGGGUUUCAUAAGAACCCAACUCUCCACAUCAACUACCGUCCUAUUGGUAUUUUUACCUAAGGUUUUACGCGUUGUACGCGGUACAGGAGAUACAUGGGAUAGCCGAGCUCGAGCACGUGGUGUGCCUGCCUCAUCUUCACUGAACGGGAUCGGACUAGUACCAGAUGAGCCGCCCGAUCUUUACCAGGAGAAUGAACAGUUAAAGGAGGAGGUUCAGAAGUUAGCCGCCCAAAUCGAAUUCAUGAAGAUAGUUCAAAUGGAGAUGCACAAUCGCCACUUGCGGCCAAAGCCCGGAGGAUACUUCAGCGCCAACGCGACUACCAUGCCUCAGAGUCCCAUGCACUCGAAGACACUCAAUAUUUCACAAGAGAACACGGAGUGGGGACCAGUGUGACUGGUGGCGCUGAGUGAUGGCUGGUGUUGGCCUGGUCCAGCUGCGAAACGCGUACUUACAGCUGUAGACACUAGACCGCCUGCUUUUGUAUAAUUAUAUUUAACUCAUGAAUUAGACUUAGAUCGGAACUAUUUCUAGACAGGUCUUCCUUCCUGUCUGGCAGAUUGCUUGCAAAAUAACUGACUUCAAGGUUUAAAUAACCACGAAAUCUGAUUUAACUAUUGAGUUUAACUGGUUAUUUAUUAAUCCCAGGAUUCCAGUAGCAGCUAGCUAAAUGAAGUUGACUUAGUCACAAAAAUUUAUGUUUUUAUGCCCCAAGCAUGUAUUAAUACAAACGACAGUUUUUGAAGACCAUAUGUUAUAAAUACCCGAACAUCGUCCAGCUACAUAUAUGUUUAUCAGAAUCCACUAAUGAAAUUGUAACAAGAACCAAAGAAGCUAAACAAAAAAUAGGUGACUAUUCAAAAUACCUGUUAAUAUUGUUACCAAAAAAAUAUUUUGCUAAACUUAAAAAUACUCAAACCACCACUUAUUUUUAUCUCACCAACAAAAAAAUCUAGUCAUUAAAGUUGCCAGUAGUUAUAUAAGUUAGAUGUAAAUAUUUUAUAUAGAUAAAGUCAAAAAGGCUGCAUAUUUUUCUUAUUGCUUUUGUUUUGAUUGUGAAGGUAUGAACUUAGUUAUAGCCAAAUAGCAUAUCAAAACUAUUGGUAUUUUUCAAGUAUAACUACUUUACAAAUACAAUAUUUCAUGUAUUUUUACUUUCACAAUAUAUAUGUAUAUAAUAUAUAUAUAUUAUCAAAGCAUAAGAAUAUACACAGCAAAUGCUGUUUUUUCUUAUGCUUUAAUUUGUUAGUAAAGCUUUUAUAAUUUAGAAUAUCACCAUCAGAUCCUGUCAGAUCUGAGAUAUAUAAAUUUUCAGACCAUGAGUGUUGUCAUCUAGACAAUAAAUUCUAAUUACUGUAUUAAAUAUUUUGGUUAAAGUUUAACCUCUAUAAGAGAUGUACAUGUUUAUGUAAAUAAUAUGUCUAAAAAGAAUGCAUUUUAAAAUGUAUAUAUAUAUAUAAUAUUAAAACAAUAUCUUUACUUUGCAUUGUAUAGUAAAUUAUAUCCACUCAAUAUGGCAUGUGCCAAAAGAAAAACUCAUAUAGCUAGUACAUUCUAUGUUCCAUAUAAGAGAGGAAUACGGACAAAAUAACAUUUCUUCAUGAAACACAAUAGACACUUAUGAAUCUCAAUAAACAACCUUAAUGCUAAAUAUUAAGCUAUAUGAUUGCUACUUCCUAUUGCAGGAAAAGUAAAUACAUCUUAAAGAGGAAUACUCUUCUUAAAUUGAGUGGAUGCAUCUUUAAGUAUGUUGUAAUAUAUGAUGGUAUAAAAUGUCAAUUUUCUUACAUUUGAAAGAGUCAAUAAAACAGAUUAUUCUUACAAAAAUAUAUUUUUGUAAACACAAAAAUUCAAAUCGUUGUUUCAAUAAUGUUCUACAAGACAGAAAUAACGACUUUAAAUGAAAAUAAUUUUCUAUGUUACGCAGAACAUUUUAGCUUUUUCAUGUCUAUUUGUAAAUUAGCUAGCAGUAUAAUUUUAUGUGACAAUUGUAAUGUAAGCUAGUUAUUGAAAUUGGCCAUACAGGCUCAAUAAACAUUCCUUAUAUGGUCAUGCUUGUCAUGUUGUUGUAACCUAAGUGUUAGUUGAUGUCUUAGUAAAUUCAGCAUCAAUAUGCUCAUUAUUUUUGUAAAUGUUACUUUUUCAUAGAAUUGUAAGACAUAAAUGUGAUAUAAAUAGUUUUUAUUAGGAUUAGAUCCAAUGCCAGAUACAAUUUGGGAUUUAAAUAUGGUUUUAAUAUUUAUGACCACAAAUUAGACCAAACUGAAUCCUCGGAACGGUGAGGUCGCACCGUGAAACCUGUGAAGUCCCCAGGAAGCUUCUGGGCUUUUGGAAGGAGUUAGGCUUGCUUAGUUAGCCAGGACUUACGUACAACAGACCUAGUGAGCCUCUAAGUGCAGAGAAUGAGUCCACAAACCAUUAACCAUUAGACCAAACUGUCGAAUUGACCAAUUUAUAAAAUGGAAAUGAUUGAUCAUUAAGUUUAUGAAUGUAGUAAUGUUUUUAUUAUUAUAGACAAAAUUAGGCAGUGUAUGUGCAUUAUGAAUUAUUCAUUUUAAAUUUUGUAAUAUGCUGAUGGUACUUUGAUGUCGAUAUAAAAUUAUGUUGUGACAAUACAUACAAAUUGUAUUUGGUAAUUUUUAAUAAGAACUAAUGAUGUUGGUAGAUAGUAUGUUAAAAAUUGAUUUACAUUUUUAACUUUACUUGCAGAUAGUAAUUGUGCCAAGCUAUAUAAACCUUUUAGACUAUGUUUUCAUUUAUGAAAAUAUAUUUUAUAGAGGAACUCAUAAAUGUUAAAUAAGUUUGUGUAAUAGAAUGAAAUAAAUGUUGUUGUUCUCAGUUAUAGAUGAUGUAAGAUGUGUUUUUACAAAAAAUAAAAAGUACCUGUUA